Messenger RNA from Auanema sp. JU1783, 2295 nucleotides. The record is from the annotation of a GenBank genome assembly. Lineage: Eukaryota; Metazoa; Nematoda; Chromadorea; Rhabditida; Rhabditidae.
AUGGUUGGGUCCAUUUCGGAGCCUUCUCGUCCACCUGAUCAGUAUUUGCCUGCUAGUGGAACUUUAGCUUGCUUGUUGCCUAAUGAAUAUGAUAGAAAUAUAUAUUCUGAGUGCGCUUACAUUGGCAAUCGAACUCUCAUCAAAUGUAGACAAGUUCGACGAAAAGAGCAGUUAGCUUUAAAUGGUGGACAAUGUGAAUUACACACAAAGUUAGCUAAUAACUUGAAGCGGCGUUAUACGAAAGAGAAGGCUCGUCUCUCUCUUGAAGGAACCAAAAAGAAGUAUAGGAAAGUAAUUCAAUCGGAAGAACUCGUUAGUGAUGAAGAUGAAUUCUUACUUCCAUGCAGCCAUUGGACUGUCCCGAAGCAAGAUAGCGUUUACUUCUUCUCGCAUGAAGACGAUCUUGAUAUUCCUUUGAUGCAAGCUGGUGUUUAUACGGAUAAAGAAGUGCUCCAAGUGCGUAUGGCAUUAUUGAACAAGGAAAUCAAGCAUUUGGAACAUUACCGAGAAAUGACGGCAGAAAAUAUCAGGAGGACCGCUGAGUUCACAUUAGAACCGACUAAAUCGAAGAGGAAACGAGCUAGUUUGGACAGCAAUCAGCUGAAAGACUAUUUGGCCAAGAGAACAUAUCACAAAGAAACAGUGGUUACGAAGCGUUUGAAAGCCAUGAAAAGUCGAGUGCCUGAGGACUCUGUAUAUUGUUUAUUUGGUGAUUCCGAAGAUUCUGUAGCUGUUGAAGACGUUGUAGGAAAGUUGGUUUCGUCUGUUGCCAACGAUGAUUUCAUUCCAAUCCCUGCACAAGGAAGCUCACGUUGUGUAAGGUUAGCGCUUCCUGGUGCUAAACACUGUCUCAUUCAUGUUACCAAGGGAGGUAGAAUCCCGUCGUUCCCUAAAUGUGAUUCUUGUAAUAAUGUGGUUAUUUUCACGAAUGAUACUACCAAAAAUCUCUGUCCCAUUCAUUGCUAUCGAGCAUCUCAUCGUUAUCCAUUGUCUAUCAGCAUUGGGAAUUUCUCAAACCGAGGGUCGCAACCUGCUUCUGAUAUGUCAAACAGCCCGUUCUUCUAUGAUUAUGAGAGUGAUGAUGAUCUGACAAAUGAAAUGCGUCAGAACUUCGAUAUCAGUUCUAUCCGUGCAGCUAGAUCUCGUAUACGACAUUCUCCCUAUGGUGCGAAGCCAGGCGGAACUCUGAUGUCUCCCACGCAGUUGAAUAUGACAAUGCAAGCUAGAUUACGUGAAGCUGACACAUGUAGAGCUGCUAGAUGUCGACCAUUCAAUCGUGAAAACUUCCCGGAAAAAACUCAUCGCUCUGCUGUUAGCAGAACGCCUACAAUGUGUCUUACUCGAGCAGUUAGGCCAUCAAUAACCUUCAAUCCUGUACCGCGGUUACAAAUUAAACCAAGAGGAUUUGACACAUUGAAGAGGCCGAAUGUUGCUCAGCCUUCGCACAUGAGACCAUUAUUCAACACCCAAUCUACUUCGAGACCCCAACCAUCUCCUAGACCUUAUGUCCCAACCCAUAAUAUGAAUGCUUAUAACCCCCGCCCCCAAAUACCUCGAGAAGCAAGUUUGCUCCAAAGAAAACAAAUUGAAGAAGAUCAGAAAGCAGCUGCAAGUAUUUUAGAUGAUAAAAUAGAAGAAGAAUUGGUCGAGGACAGAGAACCCAGUCCCAUAUCUCAGCCUUCUGCUUUACCCCCUCCCACCCAACGCUUUGUAACAGGAAGUAGAAUACCGCCACCACCAGCUAGAAUGCCUGUGAGAACAACUUAUUCAACGAUCUCAGGGGUAGUUCCUCCUUCCAGAACUGUAUAUAGAGGAAUGGCAGUGAACGAUCCAAAACGAAUGGCCACCUACUCUUCCUUCAAUUCUUCUCAAAUCAAUAGAAGGGCAAUGGUCAUGCGAGGUGGUAUGCCUAGAUGCUAUGAUCUCAACACCUCUGGUAGACCUUCCGUUCCUCAACAGCCUUUGGACUUAAGCCACCUUCCUUCAAAUGUUCAAGACAAACCUCUUGGCGAAGUUCUUAGGAUGCAAUAUCAGGAAGAAGCUGAUAAAAGUCCUAGGAAGUCAGUUGCGGAGAUGGAGUCUGGGUUCCCGCCAGCUUCCACUUCCUCAACUUCACUACCUCCUACGGUGUCAAAGCUGCCAGCACCUACUGCCACAAAUCAUGGAAGGCCUACCGCUCUUUUGCCGAUUAAGAUAAUUCAAGAUGGUCCCCGGCUUCCACCUCACCGCUUGAUUAAGCAAAAUGCAAGGCCGGCAGCUCCGAAUCCUCAAAGUAGGGAACCUAAUAAUAAGUGA